Mesoplodon densirostris (Blainville's beaked whale) is the source of this 2286-nucleotide messenger RNA. It is a transcript of the gene BRINP1, whose product is annotated as BMP/retinoic acid inducible neural specific 1. The coding region runs from base 1 to 2286 and encodes 761 amino acids. Lineage: Eukaryota; Metazoa; Chordata; Mammalia; Artiodactyla; Ziphiidae. The record is from RefSeq and is a predicted model, not a curated record. Gene Ontology annotation, biological process: positive regulation of neuron differentiation; negative regulation of mitotic cell cycle. The transcript has 7 exons.
AUGAACUGGAGGUUUGUUGAGCUCCUCUACUUCCUGUUUGUAUGGGGCCGUAUCUCAGUGCAGCCCUCCCACCAGGAACCAGCUGGGACAGACCAACAUGUCUCCAAGGAAUUUGAUUGGCUUAUUUCAGACAGGGGGCCUUUCCACCACUCCAGGAGCUACCUAUCCUUUGUGGAAAGACACCGUCAAGGAUUUACAACCAGAUAUAAAAUAUACAGGGAGUUUGCCCGUUGGAAGGUGAGGAACACAGCCAUUGAGAGGAGAGACCUGGUCCGUCAUCCAGUGCCCCUCAUGCCGGAGUUUCAAAGGAGCAUCCGCCUGCUUGGCAGGAGACCCACCACUCAGCAGUUCAUCGAUACCAUCAUCAAAAAGUACGGCACCCACCUCCUCAUCUCCGCUACCUUGGGAGGGGAGGAGGCCUUGACCAUGUACAUGGACAAAAGUCACCUGGACAGGAAGUCAGGGAAUGCCACCCAAAGUGUUGAAGCUCUGCACCAGCUGGCAUCAUCCUACUUUGUCGACCGUGAUGGCACCAUGAGGAGGCUCCAUGAGAUCCAGAUAUCAACUGGAGCAAUCAAGGUCACAGAGACACGCACUGGGCCUCUGGGCUGUAACAGCUAUGACAAUCUGGACUCUGUGAGUUCCGUCCUUCUGCAAAGCACGGAGAGCAAACUGCACCUUCAAGGUCUUCAGAUCAUCUUCCCUCAGUAUCUGCAAGAGAAAUUUGUCCAAUCAGCCUUGAGCUACAUCAUGUGCAACGGUGAGGGGGAGUACGUGUGCCAGAACAGCCAGUGUAGAUGCCAGUGUGCCGAGGAGUUCCCACAGUGCAACUGCCCCAUCACCGACAUCCAGAUCAUAGAGUACACGCUGGCCAACAUGGCCAAGUCUUGGGCCGAAGCUUACAAGGACCUGGAGAAUUCAGAUGAGUUUAAAUCGUUCAUGAAGCGUCUCCCUAGCAACCACUUCCUGACCAUUGGGAGCAUCCAUCAGCACUGGGGCAACGACUGGGACCUGCAGAACCGCUACAAGCUCCUGCAGAGCGCCACGGAGGCCCAGAGGCAGAAGAUCCAGCGCACCGCCCGCAAGCUCUUCGGCCUCAGCGUCCGCUGCCGCCACAAUCCCAACCACCAGCUGCCUAGAGAGAGGACAAUUCAGCAGUGGCUUGCAAGGGUCCAGUCGCUUCUCUACUGCAAUGAGAACGGGUUUUGGGGAACCUUCCUGGAGAGCCAGAGGAGCUGCGUGUGCCACGGCAGCACCACGCUGUGCCAGCGCCCCAUCCCCUGCAUCAUCGGAGGGAACAACAGCUGUGCCAUGUGCAGCCUGGCCAACAUCUCGCUCUGCGGCUCCUGCAACAAGGGCUACAAGCUAUAUCGAGGCCGCUGCGAACCACAGAACGUGGACUCGGAGCGGAGCGAGCAGUUCAUCAGCUUCGAGACCGACCUGGACUUCCAGGACCUGGAGCUAAAGUACCUGUUGCAGAAGAUGGACUCGCGCCUCUACGUCCACACCACCUUCAUCAGCAACGAGAUCCGUCUCGACACCUUCUUUGACCCCCGGUGGCGCAAGCGCAUGUCCCUCACUCUCAAGAGCAACAAGAACCGCAUGGACUUCAUCCACAUGGUGAUCGGCAUGUCCAUGCGCAUCUGCCAGAUGCGCAACAGCAGCCUGGACCCCAUGUUCUUCGUCUACGUCAACCCCUUCAGCGGGAGCCACUCGGAGGGCUGGAACAUGCCCUUCGGGGAGUUCGGCUACCCGCGCUGGGAGAAGAUCCGUCUCCAGAACAGCCAGUGCUACAACUGGACUCUCCUGCUGGGCAAUCGGUGGAAAACGUUUUUUGAGACGGUCCACAUCUACCUACGUAGUCGGACUCGGCUACCUACCCUCCUGCGGAAUGAGACUGGCCAGGGCCCUGUGGACCUGUCCGAUCCCUCCAAGAGGCAGUUCUACAUCAAGAUCUCGGAUGUGCAGGUGUUCGGGUACAGCCUGAGGUUCAACGCCGACCUCCUUCGCAGCGCCGUGCAGCAGGUCAACCAGUCCUACACACAGGGCGGCCAGUUCUACUCCUCUUCGUCUGUGAUGCUCCUCUUGUUAGAUAUUCGGGACCGAAUCAAUCGCCUGGCCCCCCCUGUGGCCCCGGGGAAGCCCCAGCUGGACUUGUUCUCGUGUAUGCUGAAACACCGCCUGAAACUGACCAACAGCGAGAUCAUCAGGGUGAACCACGCGCUGGACCUCUACAACACCGAGAUCCUCAAACAGUCGGACCAGAUGACAGCCAAGCUCUGUUAA